Monosiga brevicollis MX1 is the source of this 1410-nucleotide messenger RNA. RefSeq lists its product as uncharacterized. Gene Ontology annotation, biological process: double-strand break repair; single strand break repair. The record is from RefSeq and is a predicted model, not a curated record. Bases 1 to 1410 code for a protein of 469 amino acids. Gene Ontology annotation, cellular component: nucleus. Lineage: Eukaryota; Choanoflagellata; Craspedida; Salpingoecidae. Gene Ontology annotation, molecular function: DNA 5'-adenosine monophosphate hydrolase activity; single-strand break-containing DNA binding; mismatched DNA binding. The transcript is spliced from 10 exons.
AUGGCUGCGGACAGCCCCUUGGCCAAGUUGACCCGUGUCACACCCAGUGGCGCCCCCGUGGUGAUAACCCUCACUGCCACCCAAAACCCUGCACUCCUGGGCCGCGGCAACGACACAGAGUUUUUUUUUUUUUUUCCUUUCUCUCUCUCUCUCUCUCUCUCUCUUGAGCUCUUGAGCUCUCUCUCUCUCUCUCUCUUUCUCUUUCUCUUUCUCUCUCUCUCUCUCUCUUUCUCUUUCUCUCUCUCUCUCUCUCUCUCUCUCUCUCUCUCUCUCUCUCUCUCUCCCACUCCUGAGCUCUCGAGGUUGACCCUGCGGCGGUGUUCGCGCCAGCAGGCCAGAUUUGAGGUUCAUCUCGAGCCCCCUUCCCUGCGUGUCACAACAGUGGGCCAUCGCCCCUGUGGCUUUUGCCGUGCCAUCAGUACAGCGACCGGGGAUCGCGCCCUGCAUGCCUUACCUCAAGGUCACACCAUCGAGCUUCACUCGGGUGAUAUCUUUUAUUUUCUUUACGAAGAUCCAGACGUGACGGCAUUUGCCGUUCAUCUGCCAACGCAACACAACUCAGAACCUGCCUUCAUCACCCCCGAUGGUAGCACACUUGACUCCUCCCAGCCCCAGAAGCAGGACCCAAGCCUGAGCCCUGAGCUACACCCUAGCUUGAUUACCAGUGCCCAGCGCAUCCCCUCAACCCCCGAAGCACACGACCCCACCAGCGACGACUCCGCCUCAGCUAGAGGCAAACCCCACCACGCCAUGGACAACCUAGCCUCCCCUGACCUCCACCUACCCUUGCCCGACCCUCAAGUGCCAAUGACUCUGGACGAUAGCACCGACCCGGCGCGCCCGACACCCACAAAGUCAUUUCUGUCACAGCUCAUGCAGAGUGAUGCCCGUCGACCCAGCCCUGCCAAAUCCCAAACGCAAGACACCAUUAUCUCAUUCUACCCAAAACAGAACUUCGCGAUCUCGGCGUGCUUGCUGCGUCGCAAGCGCACAUCAUUAAGCUGCGCCGCCGACAAGAAAAGCGGCAAAAAGGAGCGGGCGCGCGACUCUCUUUUCGAAUGGGCUUUCAUGCCGUGCCUUCGAUGCACUUACUGUGCUGACCCCUCACCUCCCACAUGCGCUGUCUACCACUGCCAUGACAACAGCCAAGUCCACCUUCACCUCAUCUCCAAUGACUUCGAGGCUGAGGGUUUGAAAAACAAAAAGCAUUGGAACUCGUUCACCACAGACUUUUUCGUGUCUCCCCAAGACGUGUACAACCGCCUCAAUGAGCGUGGCCACAUCCAAUUUGACCGUGCACAUUACGAGGCUCUUCUGAAGAGCCCAUUGCGUUGUCACCUCUGCCCUUACACUCCCAGGACCAUGCCCGACCUCAAACAACAUCUCCUUUCCCAUCAAAGCACGACCUGA